AUGGUGGCGGUGGAGCGGCGGCUCAAGGAGCUGGGCAUCCCGUACAUCCAGCGGUGCGUGGAGGAGGGCGGCAUCUACGUGGACCAGAUCUUCUUCCACGACCCCGACGGCUUCAUGAUCGAGAUCUGCAACUGCGACAACCUCCCGAUCGUCCCGCUCGCCGACCAGACCUUCGCAAUGGCCGCCUGCAAGAGGGCCGCCUCCGUCAAGCAACAGCAGGUGCCCAUGCCAGUCGCACAAGUAGCGCAAGCAACCCCUGCUCCGACGGUGGCCGCGGCUUCGCAGUGCAUUCCGGCGCUGAACCCGGCCUUGCAGCGCGUCGGCGGCGAGGAGGCGGCGCAUAUCUCGUGCGCGUGA
Molecule: messenger RNA, 357 nt
Organism: Triticum turgidum subsp. durum (durum wheat)
Lineage: Eukaryota; Viridiplantae; Streptophyta; Magnoliopsida; Poales; Poaceae
Source: the annotation of a GenBank genome assembly